AUGGCCCUGCGUGAGACGACGCUUUUCUUGAGUUUAUUUACUAUCUUCGCGUCACAACAGGAUUGGCCAUGCAUCCCCUCUCCUUGGAGCUGUCGGGGCUGGAUCGCAAGUCGGUUAAUGGGACAAGUCGGCAUGUUGUUGAAGAGCUCCACUCUUCCAGCGAGGAUUGUUGAAGGGGUUGAGCUGGCAGAGAACUACAGGGAGUUCAUCACUGACCAUGGUGGAUGUCUCGCUGCGCAAUGGACUAUGCAGCUUCUGUCGGUCGAGCUUGACAUUUCCCGUUCUCAAACAGGCGCCGACGGGACCCAAGCGCUGGGGGUUGAUGGCAUGAUGUCUCUGUUCGCUAUGUUUUUCCGUGGCGACACGGCCUGCGUGAUGCUUUUUGAUCAGCUUCUGUGGGGCACUGGUGCUGCUUGGCCUUCUGUGGCCGCUGCUGGCUGGAGCACCUUCGCCUUGCUCGGGAGGCUGUCCAAGGCUUUGCAGAUCUAUCUGGACAUGCAAGGCGAACCAUCAGGCGAAGCUUUGCAGGGCUUUCUAUUGACGGGGGAGAGGCGCAACAUCGCGGAGCGGCUGCCCAAGCUCCUCCAGAGCUCUCUUUCCAGCUUACGGGCCAUAAAUGUGUCUGCACCAUGGAAAGUUCGCGCAAGAGCUGCAGCGCAGGCAGAAGAUCUGUUGCGAGAAUGGUCGCGUGAAGCUCUCUACCAAGGAUUGCCACCUGUGCAGGUGGUGGCAUUGUUGUUGGUCGACAUUCGGUCAACAGAACUCUGGCAGCUACUGGACAGAAUGCUGUUGCCACACAGUGUGAGCCUUUGUAUGCCGAAGCUGUUUGGUUGGGCAUCGUUUGCUCAUCGUGGCCGCUGCACGGCAAGACAUUGUUCAAAAUUCUGGGACCUGGAUGAGGCCUAUGUUGCAAGCACUUCGAAUGCGAAUGCUGCUAACCAAAGCUCUGCCAGAGACUUGACUAUUUUCCAUGUUGGUCUGGACCGUGACUUCCUCAGCGACAGCAUCCGCAGCGAGUGUUUGGCAAGAUGUUCAAAGUCCGUAAUUCGCACUUUGAGACAUUUGUCAGGAGCGUUGGUGGGGUUUGUAGCAAAGACGCCCUUGACAUACGUGGAUGCAGGGGCAGCCAUGGGGGAGUGUAUGCUGUCGGCGGCGUUCAUGCUGCCGGAAGGUCGCUUAAGGGGUUUGGCAUUCGAGGCGCUGCCCACGUUUGUGAACCGAAUCAGGGAGACCCUGCAUAUCAAUGGUAUCACUGCUUCUGCGAGCCACAACGGCACGCACGUGGUGGUCAAGAAUGUGGCUUUGGGCUCUGCGCGUUCCAAGAUGCUAGGGUCAUUCUCCCACGCAGGCUUCGUAUCUGGGACCUUCGGGAUGACGACAUGGGGCCGUGUUUUUGUGAGAAGCUCUACCCUGGAUCAUGAAGUUGCCUCGCAUCUGGGUCGGAAGGAGACUAUUGAUCUACUGCACAUCUUCGUAAACUCCUGGGAGCCAGCCGUGCUCAAGGGCGCCAGGCAACUUCUACUGGAUCGCCGUGUGGGCUGUGUGCUUGUGCAAGUGUAUGACCGGGAGACAAUGUCGUCUAUCGUCAAGGGACUUCUCCGGACGGCUGGCUACACUGUGAAAAACCACAGUCUCACAUACGUGGCUGGUAGCCCUUCAGAUGCCCUCGCACUUUCAGAGGGGACACCAUGUGACCAGCGCUUCUUUCAGUGGUGGCUGCGUGGAAAGAAGUUGCCUUUCGCGAUGAUGUCCAGUCGGGCCCAAGCUCCCUCCCAAGCGUGCCCUGUCAGGUUGUUGAGGGCGAUGCCUACGGAGAGCCUUGGUGAAACCUUUUUCAAGUUACUGCUUUGGGAUGCUUUCUGUGGGGCCAGCAUGCUCCAUGCACCCCUAAGUCUAAAGCCUUGGCCCUAA
Messenger RNA from Symbiodinium sp. CCMP2456, 1911 nucleotides. The record is from the annotation of a GenBank genome assembly. Lineage: Eukaryota; Dinophyceae; Suessiales; Symbiodiniaceae.